CUACCGAUGACAGGAUAAUCGUUUUUCAAAAUUUAAGGGUGUUCCAGAUUACCAAUUAUAAUUUUUUUUUAUCCUUACGAAACUACUACCGAUAAUUGGAUAAUCGUUUUCCCAAAUUUUAGGGGUGUUCCGGGACACCCCUAAAGGCCUAUGUAUCCGCCACUGCACCACGUGGGGCAUCACCAUUGGAGCUCGAAGGUAGGGGUGUUUUCUGUAAUUACAUCCUGGUGGGUGGUUCCACUUCCAUUCCAUUGCCUGAUUGCCAUCCUUGUAUUUAUCACCGACGCGCGCGGCGGCAGCCAUUAAAAAGGGACGAAUUAAGCUGAAGAAAAGCGACCCGUCAGGCCUUCUUCCCCCUUCCUCCACCAGACAGCCGACUACUCAGUCACCGUACCACCGAGUCAACCCACUCUAUUCCAAGGUAUGUAGCGUCAGAAAACGCAAACUUGACCUUUUUAUAUAACGACGGCGCCGCCGCCGCUCUAAAAUCAGUAACCUCGCCUUCUUCUCAUCACUUUUCUUCUCAGCUCCUCCGAUCUUAUUACUAGAUUCGUCGUUAAGGAAAACCACAGAUCGCGGCGGCUUCAUGAAGUCGAUGAAUCUCAUAUCAUUCGCUCACACAAAUACGAGUAUGGGAAGGAAGACGAGAAAAGUUGAUGCCGCUGCUGUAGUAAUGAAGCCUCGCUCCAAACAAGCCCCGGAGCUCUUCUGGCCGCGGGUCGUCGUCCGCAAGCUACUCAACAUCACCGCCAAGGAUUCCGAUUACAGCGCCGACUCCGACUCCGAUUCCGGCUCCGGCUCCGAUUCCGAUCCUCCUUCCGAUUCCGAAGAGAUUGGUCAAGGAAGAAGCAGAGCCGCAUCGAGGUUUGGACGGGACAACAGAGAAGGCGACGCACAGAUCGAUCCCAGCGAUGCACUUCCAAGGUCAAGGAGACGGAAGUCAGAGACUUUCAGGGCACAGUACAUAAAUACAAAGGAGCUCAGAGUACGAGUUGCUACAUGGAACGUUGGAGGCAAAUUACCACCAGAUGACCUGGAUAUCGAUGAUUGGGUUAAUACUCAUGACCCUGCAGAUAUAUAUGUACUCGGGCUUCAGGAAAUUGUACCAUUGAAUGCUGGGAAUAUCUUUGGCGCUGAAGAUAAUAGGCCAGUCCCUAAGUGGGAAAAUAUUGUACGGGACACUCUAAACAGAAUUAGACCGAUGAAGACAAAGGUUAAAUGCUAUAGUGAUCCAGCAUCUCCAUCAAAAUUUUAUCCAUCUGAUGAGGUUCUAGGUGUUGAAGAAGAGCUUAUACUCGAAAGCGAUAGUGAUAUUGGAGAGGAAGUUCAUCCUUUGGAUGAUGAUUCCUAUGGUAUUGAUGAAACAAAAGAUAAGUUACGCUUUGGUGAUGGGCACAUGGGUACCAUACAUGAAGAAGUGGACCUGGAGAGGCAAACUUCUCGAAGGAGAUUAGAUCGAAUGAAUUGCAUUCGCAACGAGGAUGAAUCACCAGAAAAUUUAGAGGAAUCUGGGGUAAACCAACAACAACAAUGUAGAAUAUUGACUAGAGUGCUAAGUGGUUCUGAAAGGAUUGGUUUGAGUUGGCCUGAGCAACCAUUGAACCUGCUGUCUCAACAUAGUUUACAGAGACCAGGCUCCUUCAAAUCAAUAAAAACGUUUACUGCAACCAAGUCCUUUGGAAGAUACAACUCUUUUAAGUCCGUGUCAAAUGAUAUGCAAUCAGGGUUGGCUUUGCUCACUGAGAUUGACCUGGAAUCGCUCUUGAAACGUAAGAGAAGAUCUUCUUAUGUGAGGAUAGUUAGUAAGCAAAUGGUUGGAGUGUUCGUCACUAUUUGGGUUCGUAGGAGCUUACGCAAGCAUAUUCAGAAUGUCAAGGUUUCGACAGUCGGUGUUGGUGUUAUGGGCUAUAUUGGCAACAAGGGAUCAAUAUCAGUGAGCAUGUCUGUAUACCAGACGCCUUUCUGCUUUGUUUGUUCCCACCUGACUUCUGGCGAAAAGGAUGGGGAUGAGCUCAAAAGAAAUGCUGAUGUGUAUGAAAUACAUAGAAGAACACAUUUCCAUUCCAUUUCAGGGAUUGGGCUUCCUAAAAGCAUCAAGGAUCACGAAAGAAUUAUAUGGUUGGGCGAUCUGAAUUACCGUAUCAAUUUGUCGUACGAUAAAACACGUGAACUCAUAGCCAGAAAGGAGUGGUCAAAUCUAGCUGAAUACGACCAGCUCACAAAAGAACUUAGAAAAGGCCGUGCAUUUGAUGGAUGGCGAGAAGGUAAACUAGUCUUUCCACCAACAUACAAGUACGAACUCAACUCGGAUAGAUACUAUGGAGAGGAUCCAAAGGUUGGGAGGCGUACUCCUGCAUGGUGUGACCGCAUUCUUUCUCGUGGGAAAGGAUUCAGGCUCCUGAACUACAGGAGAACCGAGCUAAAGUUCUCCGACCAUCGACCAGUGACUGCCACAUACAUGGUGGAGGUCGAGGUGUUCUGUCCCAAGAAGCUACAACGUGCGCUCACCAUCACCGACGCAGAGAUUGAGAACGAGGAAGUGGAGAUUGGGAUCGAUAUCGGAAUGAGCUACUUGCAACUCGACGAGGAAACUUCAGUUUGGGAGAUUGAGAGACCGAAACCAUAUACACACUACCCUAUUAGGCAGCAAUAGCUGAGUAGCUGGGAAGAGAAAGCUCGCCGCUUGCCAAUUCAUACACACAUGUUAUGCCACCCACCAAGUACACUCCGGCUAUCCUACUGAAUGAUGGAGGUGUAAUUACUGUGCUUAUGCCUCCUGAGUCGUUUGAUUUGCAAUCGAAUGAUCGCGAUUCGCGACGCACCUGAGAUGCAACAAAAGAACGAGCCGCUACAAUGCGCUCACGUCUCUGUCCACAUUGAUCAAACGACUGAGGAAGCAUUCAGCCUACUGAUCAUUCAACAGCAGUACCAGAUUUACACGAGUAAUGAUGUCACUGGUUCAUUUGUUUCUUCAUAUUGGGUAAUUUGUUGCAGUUCUGUGAAGGGCUUUUCUUUUUUUACUUUUUGACUCCCCUAGAGCUAUGGUUUUUUCUUCUUACAUCUAGGUGAAAGUAUGUACAGAAGAUGGGUAGAUAGUAAAUUUUAGUGAAUAAAAGAGCAUGGAAGGUCUUCGUUGUUACUACUGUUCUUCCCCGGGACGUGUACACGUGUAAAUGUGUCUCUUUUAUUUUGUUCUUCGAAAUUUUAGAUGAAUGAACUCCUCUUGCUAGUUAUAUGUUGAUAUGGAAGUCUGAAGCUGUAAAUUAUACUCUUUGAAAUCUACACUUGAGUUGUUGGUAAGCGAGAUUCAUGGUUCAUAAGUAACAAAUCGAUUUUAACAGAAGAGACAUGUUUUGGGGUGAAAUGAAGUUCUUGUAUAUAAAAAAAUUCGUAAUGAAGUUCUUGUAUAUAAAAAAAUUCGUGAAGGCCUAUGUUCAAAAUGGACAAUAUCUUAUCUGAAAAAGAUUCAACAUGUUUACAUAAAUAUUUUCAGGUGUAUCUAAUAAACAUUCUUUUGUGAA
This is a messenger RNA of Linum trigynum, 3521 nucleotides long. NCBI's taxonomy places the organism in Eukaryota, Viridiplantae, Streptophyta, Magnoliopsida, Malpighiales, Linaceae. The record is from the annotation of a GenBank genome assembly.